AUGAUUGUCAUAUCUUUUCUCAGGUAUUCUUUAAGUAUUGGACAAACUCAGGGCUGUUUCACACAGUCGCAGAACUACACAAUACUCAGGAGAAAGGGCUUAACGUUUUACCAAGAAUGCGUGUGCCAAACAGCGGGGUACAAUGGACGUCACCUAAAGUGGGUCGACAGUCACAACCAGGAGAUCGAUGUGUUACGACCAGGUACAGAUCAGAAGGCUUACACGGAGCGUCAAAGUGAUCGACUCAAUUUAUAUAUACCCACGGUGACUAAGGCCCUUUCAGGCCUCUAUAGAUGUGUUACAAACUUCGAGGGACGUGAUUAUUCACAGAACUUCUAUAUUGAAGCUUAUGAACCGGUGACAAUCAAUCCCCCUGAGGAACAGUUCAUAUUAUUGGGGAAUAGAUCGCUGGUGAAAUGCAAAGUCCACGCUGAGAAUAUGUCGAAUAUUUUAAUAAGCUGGAGCAAAAUAGAAGAGGAUGAAAGAAGAAUUAGCCUAACUAAUAACGAUAAAUAUGACAUCACUGACGAUGGUCUAUAUAUAAACGACGUGGUAGAUGAAGACAAAGGAAAAUACAGUUGCUCUAUUUAUGAUGAGAAGAAUCUAGAUGAAGUGGACAAGGAUAUUAAUGUGAAGAUAAUGAUAAAACCAACUUUGAAAGAUCUGGUUGUAGUACCGGAUUCUACAUUGGUUGCCGGUGAUACACUUAUCAUGAAAUGUAUCGCGGACGGUAUUCCACAACCUGAAUAUAUAUGGAGAAGGACUGACACGGGCGAAAUGGAUAAUCCGAGAUGGAAGAAAGAAGAUAACGGUAUCAUGAUAGAUCAAGUGUUGCCAGAAGACCAAGGAGAAUAUGAGUGCAUAGCUCAAAGUAUGGCUGGAGUUGUUUCAGAAUCUGUCGAUAUAAAGACCAAUGACCUCACUCUAAGGAAACAACAGAGAAUUUAG
Molecule: messenger RNA, 948 nt
Organism: Diatraea saccharalis (sugarcane borer)
Lineage: Eukaryota; Metazoa; Arthropoda; Insecta; Lepidoptera; Crambidae
Source: the annotation of a GenBank genome assembly